Molecule: messenger RNA, 2858 nt
Organism: Struthio camelus australis
Lineage: Eukaryota; Metazoa; Chordata; Aves; Struthioniformes; Struthionidae
Source: RefSeq, a predicted model, not a curated record
CGGCAGCUCCCUGUAACUCCGGGUUGCGUCUGGCGUGGAGAGUGUCAGGUACUCAGGAAGCUCCCGUUAACGGAAAAAGUGCCCGCUGUCUAGUUUUGGGCCUGAUUUGUCUGAGGUUACAAAACUCUGACUUCAAACAGCUCUUUUGUUUUUAAAGGAGAAAUAAAAGCAAGCCACAGCAAAGUCAGUUUCCAUUGACUGCCUGAACAGCAGGUCUGGCUUUCAGAUUUCCCCGUUCGUAAAUAGCAUAGAAAAAUAGCAACGAUUGCGUUAGAAUUGGAGGAAGUCUGCAUUUUUGUUUCCUGAGAUGAGCGUGCCGAAUGCAUCCCUGGUGUGAGUGGAUAACGAAUGGCUGGCGAAUUUACCUGCAGUAGUGCUAGACUUGAUCAUUACCCCCUGCAUGUAUGAACUAAAAAGUAUUGAUCAUGCAGUCAAGGGAGAGGCUCAAGAAGUGAUGUUUCCUCUGGAGCUGAAAGUAAUUGGACUGGAAUUCAUUUAUUUGCAGUUAAUUUGUAUUGGUGUGAAAGUAUUGAAUGUGGGGAACUAGUUGGCCCUUUUCCCAGUGUUUGCUUCUGUCAUUUGAGAGUAUAAAGAAAAACUUUUGGGGCUCAAACAAGUAAAACUAAUUUAAAUCUAUUCUACUAUGGAACAAUCUCCCCGUUGGUUGCUUAGUCAUAUUGUUAAAAGAUAGGCCAACCGUGGGACACCCUACCCUAAAAAGUUUAAGUCAUCUUGAGAGACUAACUGGAUCUGUUUAUUCUUUUCUUCAGCAGAGAUAUUUAUAAAAGAUGCACAUGGCUUUCCAGUUUACAGCUAAUACAAGAAUCAAAGGAAUAAAUAGUUUGUAUAUAUGGUACAGUUACAGCUGGGAGAGUGGAUUUUGUUUAAAUCAUUAAGUUACUAAAAUAAUUAAAAGGAAAAAUAUAAGAGAAAAUACGGAUUUGUAUCUGUGAGCAUUUUGACUAUAUUGAGCCACAAUAUCAACAAAAAUACUUUAGAGAGGAAUGAUUAAGUCUGGAUGUGUGCCUGAUAUGAGGCUAGCCAGAAAAAAGUAAAGAUAGGACAUACUUCUGAUGGAUUUUUUUUUUUUUUGGUCUCCUUCGGUGGUGGAUUGAGAGCGCUCUAGUGUUCAGGAUUGGUGUGCCAACACUAUUGUAUUUUGAUAGUCUUUGGAUUCUGUGAUUUCUAAAAGCAGGUUUGCUACAUGCUAGUGUGCUACUGGAAAGCAAAUUCGGGUUUUGCCAGUUUUAUUUGUGAAUAUCUGUGCUAUUCUAGCUUGAAGAGACCAACAGAGGUCUAUUUCUUCUCUGACUUCCACAAGCAAUUGAGGAAGGUGGACAAAUCUUUCUGUUAAGGAGCAAAUGGUUUGAGAGCUGUGCUUUUCAGUAAAGAUGUUGUUUACGUAUUUCCCCUAAACACAAAAGUAAUCUCAUUGUGAAGCAAAUGGUGCACUGAACUCCUGAACAGAUGCUAGUAAUGUAAAGCCGUUGGAUGGUGUGAAAAUUCUUGAUCUAACAAGGGUGCUUGCCGGGCCCUUUGCCACAAUGAAUUUAGGAGAUCUAGGAGCUGAAGUUAUCAAAGUGGAAAGACCAGGAGCAGGUGAUGAUACUAGAGGCUGGGGCCCACCUUUUGCUGGAACAGAAAGUGUUUAUUUUCUCAGUGUCAAUCGAAAUAAAAAGAGCAUAGCUGUCAAUAUGAAGGAUCCAAAAGGAGCCAAGUUAGUCAGAGAGCUUGCAGCCAUGUCUGAUGUUUUUGUGGAAAACUACAUCCCUGGGAAACUGGCUGAAAUGGGUCUAGGUUAUGAAGACAUUAAAAAGAUUGCUCCUCACCUAGUAUACUGUUCAAUAACAGGUUAUGGUCAGACUGGUCCAAUGGUUCAGAGAAGAGGAUAUGACUCUAUUGCAGCUGCUGUUUCUGGUCUCAUGCAUAUCACAGGACAUGAGGAUGGUGAGCCAGUUAGACCAGGAGUAGCCAUGACAGAUCUUGCUACUGGGCUGUAUAUGUGUGGAGCAAUUAUGGCUGGUUUGCUUCAAAGGUAUAAGACGGGGAAAGGACUGCACAUUGACUGUAAUCUCUUGUCAACUCAGGUUGCAUGCCUUACUCAUGUAGCAGCUAAUUACCUUAAUUGCAAAAUGGAAGCAAAGCGCUGGGGUACAGCUCAUGGGAGUAUUGUUCCAUAUCAGGCUUUUAAGACCAAGGAUGGCUACAUUGUGGUAGGAGCUGGAAAUGAUCAGCAGUUUGUUACUGUGUGCAAGAUCCUGAAUUUGCCUGAAGUUGGUAAGGAUUCCAGAUACAAAACGAAUACACUCAGAGUCCAGAACAGAAGAGAACUUAUUGAAAUAUUAUCAACCCGGUUUUCUGAAAAAACGACAAUCAAAUGGUUGCAGCUCUUUGAAGGUAGUGGGGUUCCAUAUGGUCCAAUCAACAAUAUGCAGCAAGUAUUCUCAGAUCCUCAGGUGCUGCACAAUGGACUUGUCAUGGAAAUGACUCAUCCAACUGCUGGGAGGAUAGCUGUUCCAGGACCAGCUGUCAGAUAUAGUGAAUUUGCUAUGUCAGAACCUAAGCCGCCUCCUCUUGUUGGGCAGCAUACAGUGGAGAUACUGAAGGGCAUAUUGGGGUACAAGGAUGCCGCCAUAGAAGAACUGCUCAGCACUGGUGCUGUGGCUCAGCAUGAGCUCAGAUAAGGAACAUUAGCUACAUUCCUUCACACUGAGUUCACUUUACUUUGUCCUCUCUUUGCUCCCUUCAGCUCCCCUAACGGGACUCAAAGAGAAGACAUAAUUUAAUUCCUAAUUUUCAUCCAUGUGUGUUUGUAUGAUUUUAACACUGAUGUAUCAAAUAAACAAUCUGGUACUGUC